Molecule: messenger RNA, 1368 nt
Organism: Gekko japonicus
Lineage: Eukaryota; Metazoa; Chordata; Lepidosauria; Squamata; Gekkonidae
Gene: ABHD16B
Product: abhydrolase domain containing 16B
Exons: 1
Coding region: 1-1368 (455 amino acids)
Biological process (GO): phosphatidylserine catabolic process; monoacylglycerol catabolic process
Cellular component (GO): endomembrane system
Molecular function (GO): glycerophospholipase activity; monoacylglycerol lipase activity
Source: RefSeq, a predicted model, not a curated record
AUGUGUGUCCUGUGUUUCCCCAAGGCUCUGGCCCACGUCUUUAAAAUCUAUUUCAAGGCCAGUUAUAAUUUCGAAUCCAGGACCUGGCCCAUCGAAUUCCAGUGGGACGAGCCGUACAAUGGUGGCAAUGCCCGAGGCUGUAUCAGAGGCCGAGGACGCCAGAUCCUCGUCAAAGCGGCGUCGCAACUGUUCCCGCCGGUAUCGGCGUUCGUCGGGCCAGGCGGAGACCGGGUUACCGGCUGGCGCUUUCUCAGUGGCGCCAAACAGCUGCCCGGCCAACUGGCCAGCUACGUCAUGGCCCACUCCUUAGGUCGCUGGCUGCUCUACCCGGGCUCCAUGUUCCUCCUGAACCAAGCCUUGCUGCCAAUCCUGGCAAAGGGUCAAGCUCGCCUCCAGGAGGAAUACCACGGGAAACGUGCCAAGCUGAUGGCUCGGGAUGGGAAUAAGAUCGACACCAUGUUUGUGGACAGGAGGGCGGCGGCGGACGCGGCGGAACAUCGAGGGAAGCAGCUCGUCGUGUGUUGCGAGGGGAACGUCAGCUUCUACGAAUGGGGUUGCCUUUCCACCCCCUUGCAGACCGGAUAUUCCGUGCUGGGGUGGAACCACCCCGGUUUCGGGGGGAGCACCGGCCAGCCCUACCCGCAGAACGACGCCAACGCGGUGGACGUGGUGAUCCAGUAUGCAACCCGCUGCCUGGGCUUCAAGCUGCAAGACAUCAUUGUCUACGGUUGGUCCUUGGGGGGCUACUCAGCCACCUGGGCUGCGAUGACCUACCCGUCGCUCGGGUCCUUGGUCUUGGACGCCACCUUUGACGACCUGCUUCCCUUAGCCCUGAACGUCAUGCCCAAGAGCUGGAAGAAGCUGGUAGUGCGGACGGUGAAGGACCACUUCAACCUCAACGUGGGCGAACAGCUGUGUAAGUACUCUGGGCCGGUCUUGUUGAUCCGGAGGACCAAGGACGAGGUCAUCACCACCUGUCCGGAUCUCGAGGACCAGGUCACCAAUGUCCGCUACAACAGGGCUAACGAACUCCUGCUCCAACUGCUGGAGCAUCGCUACCCGGACGUCAUGACGCACGAAGGGCGGGCCGCGGUCCACGACUGGCUCAGAGCCGCCAACCCCAGCCAGGAAGCGGCGAUCUGCCGCCGUUAUAAGGUCGACGAGGAGUGGUGUCUCGGGGAGCUCCAGAGCUACAAGUCGGGCCAAGGACUCGAAAUCCGUUUCCCUUGGAGGGUCGGGAAGUUUAUGGCCUCCAGAGACAAGCAGCAGAUAGCCCUCUUUUUAGCACAGAAGCAUAUGAAAAACAUUGAGGCCUCACACUGGUCCCUACUUAAACCCAACGAUUUCCAGAUGCCCUGGAAGUUAUAG